AUGUCAUCGAAACCCGCAACCAAGGUGGGGGUCGGCCGGCCUGCCACAAAAGGCACGACACUGGGCUCAACUCCCAUGGCCAAGUCAGCCUCCUCUUCAUCCGCAGCGGGAGCCAAAUCAAAAGCAUCAGCUGCCACGUCCACAUCGACAGCGUCAUCAUCCACACACGGCACGAGCAACGGCAGCAGCCACCCGCUCCAGCCGUACCGCGAAAUUCUACUCGCCCGCUCAGACGGUGUGGGCUACUCGACGCAGCAGAUCAACGACGCCAGCCGCUCGGCACAGCCCGUCAGCGACGCCCUCGACGACAGCCACGAAUUUAUGCGAUCGUGGACUGUGAAGCUGGGCAAGGCCAUCAAGUACAACCUGGGAGGCGCCUCGUCGUCGUCGUCCGGCGCAGACCCCAACAACUACCUCGUGCGUUUCCCCUCGGGCUACUCGCUGCACGUGCGGCCCGGCAAGACCAAAGACCGCGACGGGCCUUUUGUGUUUGGCCAUCCACUCGGUCCCCUGGCCGCGUUUCGCAGCCCGGCCGAGCUGGCUCUGCAUUUGCUGUGGCUGCUCAGUGAUUCCAACGAGCGCGCCGACUGCUCGUGUCGGCUGUGUGUGCGAAUGGUGAGCGAAGCCGCGGCCUCGACGGCCGCCUCGACGGCUACCUCAACGGCUGCUUCUGCAGCGGCACCUGGUGCCGCAGCACCCCAACCCGCUAAACCGUCACCACGGCCGCCCACCGAAACCCCCGUCCCCGUCCCCGUCAUCCCGAUAGCGGCGUCGCCAGCUGUUGCUACGGGCCCGGCAACAACAGCGCCGGCCACGCCCGUUCCGCCACCGACCAUCGCACCCGCAGCGUCACUCGCAACUGCACCUGCAACUGCACCUGCACAGCCUGCCCGCUUGCCCGGUCCAGUGGGUGGCGGCUCCGGCCUCUUCCGCCCCUGGGAGCUGGUGUGGUACCAGCACUUUACGCAGCAGUCUCGCGGCGCCUGGCGUCUGGGCAUUGUACUGCAGCUCUUCCCGGCAGGCGAUGGCACAGAGCCCCCGCCGUCGGCCAUGCCCGGCCCUGCGGGCAAGGUGCGCGUGGCGCCGCUCGGCAUUCGCGGCCUCCACCCGCCGGAGCUGACUCUUGAAACGAGCGUGCUGCGCCCCUUUUUGUCUUUCAGCGUGCCGGGCAUGCGGGAGGGAUUGCAGGGUCUGUCCUACGAUCAGAUUGAUUGGCAGAAGCUGGCCUGGGAAGCUCAGCAGCAGCAGCAGCAGCAGCAGCAGCAGCCGCCACAGCCCGGCCACUACGACACGGCGAUUCUCGCACUGGAAGCCUCCAAGUCCGCGGCCAACCAGAUCAACGCGUGCUUCUCCCUGUUCAACCCCCUGCCCAGUGUCUCGCCGACUGAGCAGCCCUUUGGCGGCGUGUUUCUGGGCGCGGAGCAAAUCGUCAUUGGCGAUGCGCUGCGCGUCAGCGUGAAGCCCGUGGCCGGCGCACCAGCGGACAGCGGCAAGGUGUCCGUGGAGAUUAUGCGCGUGAACACGAUUGUUCAGAACAACGGCGACGUGCAUUUUAUCGGCGACGUCUACCGCCUGGCCGUGACCGGUCCCGGCCUGCCGCCGCCGCCGCCGCCGGUCUACGGCCCCACGGGCCACAUCCUUCCCACGGAGCCCGUGUUCGCCGAAGAACUGGCCGAGCGCAACAGCCACAGCCACAACCGCACGGCCCACGCGUCCAACGCGGGCCUGACGUGGUACUGGCAGCUCCGCGAGCGCCAGAGCCGCCGCAAUGAGAACGAGGUGCACGGCCGCUUCUACGCGUCGACGCGCCUGGCGGCCAACCUGCAAAACAGCGAAUUCCUGCAGCGCGUCGCACAGCAGCAGCCUACGGGUCCGGUGGCCGGCGACGAUUCUAGCAUGAUGGCGUCGGCACUGAACCGGCGGCAGCAGGUCGGCGGGUUUAUGUACCAGGGCGAGCGGGCCAACCGGGCGGCCACGAUUGGGCAGGCGAUCAGUGUGACGCUGCCGCCGGUCGCCGGUGUGACGGAACAGUAUUAA
This is a messenger RNA of Sporothrix brasiliensis 5110, 2037 nucleotides long. RefSeq lists its product as uncharacterized. Bases 1 to 2037 code for a protein of 678 amino acids. Gene Ontology annotation, cellular component: rDNA heterochromatin; SHREC complex. NCBI's taxonomy places the organism in Eukaryota, Fungi, Ascomycota, Sordariomycetes, Ophiostomatales, Ophiostomataceae. Gene Ontology annotation, biological process: silent mating-type cassette heterochromatin formation. The record is from RefSeq and is a predicted model, not a curated record. The transcript has a single exon.